Molecule: messenger RNA, 447 nt
Organism: Acanthocheilonema viteae
Lineage: Eukaryota; Metazoa; Nematoda; Chromadorea; Rhabditida; Onchocercidae
Source: the annotation of a GenBank genome assembly
AUGAAACAACAAAUUUUGCUGCUAACAACAGUAUUCCUAAUACCAAACGUCGUCUAUGGAGCAGUUGGUGGUUUAGUUGGACGAACGCAAUCUGCAGGUGCUAAAGGUUAUCUGACAUGUAAUGGUCGACCUGAAAGUGGCGUACUAAUUAAGCUAUAUGAUGAUGAUAGAGGUUUGGAUUUCGAUGAUUUUAUGGGUGAAACAAUUACUGAUUCUCGUGGAUUUUUCGAAAUUAGUGGGAAUAAUGCUGAAAUGACACCAAUUGAUCCUAAAAUAAACAUCUACCAUGAUUGUAAUGAUGGUUGGUGGCCUUGUCAACGUAAAAUCAGCAUUAUGAUACCGGAUGAAUUCAUUACAAUCGGUGCCGUACCAACAAAAUAUUACGAUGUUGGAACACUUGAAUUAGCUGGUGAAUACAGCGGAGAAACACGUGAUUGCAUACAUUAA